Molecule: messenger RNA, 303 nt
Organism: Strongylus vulgaris
Lineage: Eukaryota; Metazoa; Nematoda; Chromadorea; Rhabditida; Strongylidae
Source: the annotation of a GenBank genome assembly
AUGGCUACAGCCCUUACUCUUACCAAUAUCAAACCUACCCUUACUAUCAAACAUCAUACUACUCCUCCGGAAGCCCGUACUACAACCAAUAUUCGAGCUCUUAUCCUAGCUACUAUUCCAACUAUAAUUACGGUAGCAACUAUCGUCAACCGUCAUAUGGCCUUCUCUCAACACUGUUUGGCAUGGGUGGCGGAGGUGGCGGUUAUAACGUGGACCGAUACGGAAACAGGUACAUUGGAACUCCUCAAAAUGGGUUAUUUAUUACCUGUAAUGGUCGAGGAUGCCCAGUACGAGGAUAACUGA